CGCAAACAAGCGUGCGUUCUCGACUUAUGCAUCAUCAUCAUCAAUGGCUUUCGCAGUCAGUCUAGUACUGCAAGAAGGCACGCUCAACUAAUUUCAAUCAAUUAUUUGGCACAUUCACUACAAUACCGACUAUCAAUGUUAGGUAGUCGUCGGCAAAACCAUAAGUAGGAAAAACUCUAUUAUUGAGUUGCCUCAAUAGCGUAUCUGCUACGAGAUUCCACAGAAGUGGUGAUAAUACUCCACCUUGGGGGCAUCCACAAACACUCAGUUUCCUAAUCGCCGCUUGACGCAAUGUCGAGAAGAAAUGUCGGUUUUUGAGCAUUUGGUGAAUCCAAUUGGAAAUCAUAGGUGAUAUGCCAUGACUCCGUGCGGCUUCCAAUAUGGCACAGAAAGGCACGUUGUCAAAGGCACCUUCGAUAUCUAAUGCCGUUUUUCUUUAUUAUCCAAUUCCAACCUGGGUUGGAACUGGAUCAGAUCACAGUUUCAACCCCAACCCGACUUCGGUUUCGCUUGUACUAAAGUUUAUUUGACGUUGUUUGUAUACACAUUUUCCGCCAAUCCAGUUCCAACCCAGGUUAAAAAAGAAAAACGGCAUAAGAAAACACCCAAGCAGGAUUGCUUUUGAGCGAAUGCCUUCUCGAUAUCGUAAACAACUUUGUGUAAAAGAGUCACAGUGGACUUUCUAGAUUGGUAAGCAUGUUGGUUCACAUGAAGAGGCACAUUUGCCAGAUGAACAUCACGGAUGUGAUGAUCGACAAUGCGUUCUAAGCAUUUCAGAAGAAAAGAUGUCAAACUGAUAGGUCUGAAGCUAUUUGCUUCUUCAUACGACGCGCGACCCACUUUCGGAAUAAACUUUACAGUAAUAUCCCGCCAGGAUUUGGGAAUAUACCCUGUAGCAAAACUGCAAACAAGUAGUUGUUUCAAAACAUGUUUGAAAUGAUCAAAUCCCUUCUGAAGCAAAAUAGGAUAAAUCCCAUCUGCCCCAGGAGAUUUGAAAGGAGCAAAGCUAUUAAGUGCCCAUUCGAUCGAUUAUAAAGUUAUGAUACUCCGAGCCGAAGCUAAAGAAUCAUAACUACAAGAAAAGACAUCAGGUUCAUCCGAAGAUGUAAUAUCCACACAUCCGGGGAAGUGUGUACUGAAUAAACAUUCCAAAACUUCGUCAUCAGAGGAAGUGAAAUCACCAUUUGGCAAACGAAGUUCGUUCACUUGAAAAUCCUUAGAUUUUGCAAGGAUUUUGUUCAAUCGACUGGCUUCACUCAGACUGGAAACAUUUGACAAAGGUUUUUCCAGCCGGAUCGUUCAGCAGACCGAAGAGCUUUCUGGUAGGCUUGCGAGCCGACCUGAAAGCCUCCGAUCCAGCCGAAUGUCGUCUGUUCCAACUCUUUCUACAUUGUUUCCUGAGCUUCGCCAGACCAGAAUUCUACCAAGGGGUUCCUCUUGUGAUUUCUAGAACAAAUUUCCGAAAUUUACCCAUUUUUGGGUACUUUUUACCCAAAAUUUGUAUGGGAAAAUGACCACCGAUAAAACGUUUCGCUGUUAGCAUCAAAUGAAAACACCCUUAGCUUUUAUUUGGUGGGUGGCAUACUUACUUACCGAUCAGGCUAAGGCCGGGGUAGCCUCUGCUGUUAGCCGUCUCCAUUCCACUCGGUCCAUGGCUGUUUGUCUCCUGUUCCGCACAAUGCGUAGCGUCCGCAGAUCGUCCUCCACUUGGCCGACCCACCUAGCUCGCUGCGCACCACGUCUUCUUCUACCGGAUGACUCUCGAGAACCAUUUUAGUCGGGUUGCUAUCCGACAUCCUGAUGACGUGACCCGCCCACCGUAGCCUCCCGAUUUUCGCGGUAUGGACGAUGGUUGGUUCUCUCAGCAGCUGAUGCAGCUCGUGAUUCAUUCGCCUUCUCCAAGUCCCGUCUUCCAUCUGCACUCCGCCGUAGAUGGUACGCAACACCUUCCGUUCGAAAACUCCAAGGGCGCGUUGGUCCUCUGCACGUAGGGUCCAUGUUUCGUGUCCAUAGAGAACGACCGGUCUAAUCAGCGUUUUGUAGAUAGUCAACUUCGUGUUACGGCGAACUUUAUUCGAUCGUAGAGUUCUGCGUAGAGUAAGCACGAUUUCCUACCACAAUGCGCCUCUGAAUUUCUCUGCUGGUGUCGUUGUCGGUGGUCACUGUAGUAAAAGAGACGGGUGAAAGUAACAAAAUAAAAAUAUAUGUUGGUGUUGUAUUUAGUACGCUGCGGAAUUCAUAUUUCGAUAACUAUUUGGGUAACAAUUUCGAUAACUAUUUGGGUAUUGAAUAAACCAGAGCAGAUCUGGCAACAGGGAAUCAUGAAACGCAGCUUGUUGCGUUCAGAAGAUGAAGAGAGAGAGAGAGAAACGCAACGUCGAAGACGGAGUCGAGCAGGAAAUGCGUUGACGUGAAUUCGUCCUUGAGAUCAUUCUGUGUACCAUUUUCGUGGAUGAAAGACGUGUUCGUCGGCUGCUCCCAAGUUUGGAUCCGACAUGGCGGAGCCGGUAGAACACACGGUGCAAAGAAAACAACAAAAGAGCUACACGAUGAAGGAUUUGACACGCGAACCAAGAGAAGAAACUGCCUCUCGCGGAGUACGUGAGGCAAGAAAAACAACAGCAAAUAAGCAGAAAGGGUCAGACAAGGAGAAAAAUCCGACUCUAUCACAAGUAACGAAUACACAGCAACUGGAUUUGACAUGCGAGACGACAGCGGAAAUCAGCACCCAUGAAGAGGGCGAAGCAACAGAAUCAGCGUCGACAGGCAGGAAGAAAAAGACAAACAGGGCCAAAAACUUGUCCCGUGAGUUGGCAUCGGAAAAGGCACGAAAUACUCAACGUUUGGAUGAGCUCAAACGAAGCAAGCAACUGAACGAGGAGCUGAUGGCAAUCCAAAUGGGGAGAGACGGCAAUGGGUCAGAAUUCGAAAGAGAAUCCCGGUUUUGCAGUACCCGUAGAGCGCCAGCAUCAUCGAACAUUGAAGAGUCUCGUUUCUAUACAUCCAUCAACCAGUUAUCCAUUGCAUCCGUAAACAUUCCAGAGUGCAAACCGGCUGAGGAUGGCGAAAUUCAUCGCCAAUCCUUUGAAUCUUGGAAAGACCUUCUGUUGGAUUCGAUGAUGUUAGCUGGCGUAGACGACGAAGCAACUAAGUUUACGAUUUUCAAAGUGAAGGCUGGAGCAAAACUACUUGAAGUAUUCAGGAACACUAAGUCGUCAAUGGAUGACCCGAAUGCCGACUGUUUUCCGUUCGCUAAUGCAAUGUCCAGGCUCAAAUCAUACUUCGGAUCGGGAUCCGAUGUUAUGCUCUUGAGAAGAAGACUAGCGCUGCUGACUCAGAAACCGGAGGAAUCGGACCUAUCGUACAUAACCCGUGUAGGCUCAAUGGCUCGAUUGUGUGAGUUCGACGAUUCUAAAGAGUUUGAGCAGAUUGUUGCAACCGUCUCCGAACAUGCAACCAACCGAGAAGUUCGGACGGCGUCGUUGAAAAUGUUGAGUCGCAACCAGUGCUUCACAGACCUGGUAGACAAAGUGCGUGAAAUCGAAGCCAUAAAGCUAAACGAAGAAUUCGUCCGUAAGAAGUAUGAAAAUCCAGAGCAGGCAGUAGUGGCAUCAGUAAGCGCAUCCUAUCCAAAGCGCCCUUAUCGUCAGUCCGAGUAUAAGCCUUCAAGCGCCUCCCAGGACUAUGGCAUUAAGUACUUCAGAGGUGGCUCCCGGGCUCCGAGAGGCGGACAUAGUUAUGCUGGCGGUGGUCCUUCAUAUCGAUCAACACGGGGAGAGAAAUGUUGGCGUUGCCACAGUCCGUAUCAUGGAGGUAACGAUUGCAAUCACAAGGACAAAAAGUGCAAUAUUUGCGGAAUUCUGGGCCAUAUCCAACGGGCUUGUCGGUUCGUCGGUGAGUCCUCUACAGUCGUUUAA
Molecule: messenger RNA, 3917 nt
Organism: Aedes albopictus (Asian tiger mosquito)
Lineage: Eukaryota; Metazoa; Arthropoda; Insecta; Diptera; Culicidae
Exons: 2
Coding region: 2496-3917 (473 amino acids)
Source: RefSeq, a predicted model, not a curated record